UAACUCGACAGCACACGGGUCAGUGGUCAUAUUCAACAGCGAGUUUCGUAGGAACAUAGCUAAAGGUGGUGGCGCAUUGUUUACUCAUAGUAAAAACGGAAUUUUAACUCUUAACAUGACAAGGAUUAACUUCACCGAAUGUGCAGCAGAAAUGUACGGAUGUGCAGUUUUGGUUGGCGACCUUGAUUCUUCAAAGUUGGAAAACCGAUCAACGCACAAGUUUUAUGCCAGCAUCAGAGAGAUGUUAGUGUGGGGUUGCUUUAAUUUCCAACAACAAUGCUACAUUGUCAGAAUCGUUUUAUCUAAUGGAAAAGUGGCCAUCACUGAUUCUUCGUGGAAAAACGGCAUAUCAUCAGCACCUAAAGCUUUAAUGAUAUCAAACACGGGUGGCGAAACUGACGUGCUUAUUUCUGGCUGCAAAUUUCUGGUCAACGCUAAAGUACAUGUAAGAAGCGCUGUUGUAAUCAGAGCCCAUAAAGCGCAAGCUAAAGGAAGCGUAUUGAUAGAAAACACUGUUUUUUCUAACCAAUGGGUCACAGAUCGAGAUCGUCACGGUGGUGCCUUGUGGAUGAGUCCCCAGUUCUCCAUCAAACUGAUAAACGUUGUUUUAGCUUCAUUUGCGUACUCACUCCAAAUACUAGGGUUAUAUCCAAAAGGACCUUCUGAUACUCGCCCAUUCCGCAUUUCUAUCUCAAACUGCAGCUUCCUUGAGAACAGCUUUGAUAUCUUGGCACAUACAAAGGAUCCAGCCCGUGUAGAGCUGGGCAUCGAGAACACAAUUUUCAAGAGCAGUCAAAGGACACAUAAAAACUUCGGGCUCUAUAUCAUUAUUAGGCCUUUGGAUGUACUAAAUAGUUCCAGUGCAGUUAUUAAAAUUAACAAUGUCACAUUUGAAUCGAGACCAUGCAACGUUUUAUCCUUGUUAUUUAAAGGCAACAAAACUUUACAAAUACAAAACUCAGUUUUUCGGAAUGGUAUAUGUUUCCAACGAUAUGCGUGGAAAGGCGAUAUUUACGAGACCUCGACCGGUGCGAUAACGGUCCUCACACCUCGUGAUAAAGUCGUAAGUACAGGAUGUGUCAAAAGAGCGGAAAGGAAAGAAACUCAUCCUCAGUGGAGCUAUCGAACUCAUGCUUUAUUUGAAGACAACAUUUUUGAGGGAAACGUGGGGUUAAUCGCUGGUGCUGUGCACGUAACCAACGGCUACACAACAUUCCAAAGAUGCACUUUUAGGAAUAACUUUGCCAUCGAACAUUCUGGACACGUUUAUUCCGCAUAUGGAACUGGCCAGGUGGAUUUCAAAGAUUGUUUCUUCUCUGCAACGAAGAAGAAUAUCACGAUAAACAAUACUACAUUUUACAAAACGACCUUCUUCCUUUCCGAAAGUGGAGGACCUAUAAAUCUUCAAAAUACAACUAUGUUAUCGUCUGCUGCUGAAAGCUAUUCCUAUCCCGUAAUUGACAUUUCCAAUGGAGGCUUCGUAUACAUGGAUGAUAAUUCGACCAUCCAGUGCGAAAUCGGAAAUAAGCUCGAGUUGGAUAAUGCGACACAUUUUGUAUAUACAGAACAAAACAAAAGCUUUUGCCGAAUAAAUGUCACUGUCUUGAAAUACUCUUGCAAUCUGUGUGGCCCUGGUUUUUACAGCAUGCAAAAAGGAGUUUCACGAGGUGUAGUAGUCAACAAUACUGUCAAGUGUCUACAAUGCCCAUUCGGUGCCACUUGUAUAAGACGGAAUAUA
Messenger RNA from Orbicella faveolata, 1738 nucleotides. RefSeq lists its product as uncharacterized. NCBI's taxonomy places the organism in Eukaryota, Metazoa, Cnidaria, Anthozoa, Scleractinia, Merulinidae. The record is from RefSeq and is a predicted model, not a curated record.